Molecule: messenger RNA, 270 nt
Organism: Adineta steineri
Lineage: Eukaryota; Metazoa; Rotifera; Eurotatoria; Adinetida; Adinetidae
Source: the annotation of a GenBank genome assembly
AUGACACGAACUUCAUCAAAAAAAGUAGAUAUGACAAAAAUGGAAUUGAAAAAAUUAAAAUCAAUUCUACCAACAUUAAAACAAAAACCAAUAUCAACACCGAUUGAAAUUGUUCUUGAAACAAUUCGUUAUAUUCGACAAUUAGAAGAUCAAUUAAUCGAUCGAUUUCAAUUGGAUAUAUCUCAAUCAUCAUCAUCAUUAUCUGAUAUAUCAUUGAAUUCUUCUUUAACAUUAUCAACUCCUUUACAAGAUAUUGGAAAUAGUAACUAA